Aureobasidium uvarum is the source of this 375-nucleotide messenger RNA. Lineage: Eukaryota; Fungi; Ascomycota; Dothideomycetes; Dothideales; Saccotheciaceae. The record is from the annotation of a GenBank genome assembly.
AUGGAUAUCAAGGCUUUCCUCACCAUCGAAACCUUCAUUAUGUUCUUCUUCCUCGCACCCUUCUACAUCGUCUUCUUCUUCAUGAUUGUCGCCAACCGCCACGCCCGCAACGAGCGCCGCCUCACCCGCGAGCUCCACCUGAUGGCCGCCGAGGAAGAGGUCCGUCAGUACACCAUACGCCGCGGCGAGGAGAAGGAGCGCGAGGAGAAGCGCGCCCGGGAGCAGACCCUUCUUCAGGAAGCCGCCCGCCGCGCCACUCAGGUCAACCACGACAGCGACGAUGACGAGGGUGGAUUGCACAUUUACUACAAGCACACCCGUGUCGCUCCCUUCGCCCCUCCCAACUCUCCCGAGUCGGGCCGUAAGCGCAACUGA